ACAAGUGAAGUGAAAUGUUGGAGAGUGUUUGUACGACCCUUCAAAAACAAAAUCGGUUUUCGUAACUCCUCAGCCGUGAAGCGCGGCCGCGACGUGAAGCAACGACAACGAAAAGGCAGCGGUCUGAAUCGUGUUUCUGACGGCUUUCUCCUCAAAAGUUUACCAUCUUUCGCUGAAAGUGAUAAUAUCUUCUUGUUACUUUAAAGAACGCACUUUGAAUGCUUGUUCGGUAUCAUCCUUCCAAGAAGCAAGGUACCCCUCCCGUAGAUAAUAAUCCUGUACGCGCACUUCGUACCAACACACAACUAGCCGGCGCCAAACCCUCAUUCAGCGACAAGUAUCAACCACUCCGUGAAAGGAAUGGCGGGACAGGUUGCCGGGCCGUACUUCGCGCCUGUCAAAGGAAAGGUUGCUGAGACUUCCGAGGCGAGCGCAGAGAAACAGGGCAAGAUGGAGCUAGGAACGACACGGAACAUGGGGCACAACUUGCUACAGUACAUCCUGAACGCCGACCCAGCCCCCAGCGACGAGCUCAGGACCACUACCAGUAUAAACGAGUCGGAAUUCGGUAUCGGAAGACUUUCAGCGAGUCCUGUGCUUGGGUCAACGGAAGAAAUCCAGCGGCCGUCCAGGCUGUACCAUCCGAUCAGUCAUGUCCGACCGGAAAACGUCGAUCGGCGAUGUCAUCUGAAAAACUGCAAUAAUAACCGUGUCUAUGAGAAACGCAGUCCCUCCUCUAAAAGUUGUUGUCACACCGUAAGGAAGACGCCUCCUGUCCUUCGGCACACGUGUAAGUCGCGUUUCACUUCCAGGGGGGAAAAGUCGAGCCUUUCCCCACAUCAAAUGAUGGAAAUGGCAGACACUGGACAGGAAGGUCCUACUGAAAACGGAUGGCUUUACCACGACAUGGACAGCUUUGAAGAUUCGGGCAUCGAGCAAAGUUUAGAUCUACCCGAGCCAAACAACGGGAGCCAAGAAACUUCACCACGUGACUCCAAAGACUCCCGAUUGGUUGACACGGACAGACAGGACCGUUACCAUAACGACAGCUCCAGUCCUACAGACGACAGACACGGCAGAGAUCGUAAGAAGGUGUCGGCUAAUGGAAGCAGUCCUGACCAGAGGUCUUGUGAGACCAGAACGACGUUCUGUAGCAGCGGCAUGAGUCUCUAUAGCGACCGAAAUGCCGAACUUACACAGGGACGCGCUGUUCUUCACACAUACAGGAGAAAGUCUUCGGCUGAUCUGGCUCAGGAUUUACUCAAGUACCAAGGGAAACAUAAGAUGCUGAAAUACAACGGUGAACAGAGUGGGACGUUGCUGAAGCGUCCUCACACGGCACCACCAACCACUGCAGGUCAAACUGCAGAGUACAUGCUCCAGCAGGCCUACUUCAGCCUGGAACAUGCAGACAUCAAGCGGAGGAACGCCGAGAUCAUUAAGAUGCAGCAAGAACACACGCGACACCAUCAGAGACUCAAACACCUGUUCGACAUGGAGUGGCAGCAGCAGCAGAUAAGAAACAUGCACCUGUACGCACGUGACCAUGGCAACAGUGACGGAAGCUAUCACGACCUCAGCAACAUGCACCACUUCAACCGGCAGUGUUGUCAUGGGAACGGGGAUCACCAUGGAGACAGAAAGACGGACAGAGCUAAAACCGCACCGCCAGAUGUUCGUUCCAAGUCACAGAAGCCGUCCGUGUCUUUUCCAUCUACCAAGCCCUUUCUAAUGCCAUACAGACAAACAAAGGUGACUGGUAGUUCGGUGCAGAAUCACAGAGUCAGAGAAGAAAGUAACGGUCAUAAUGGACAGCCAAAGGCCGUACGAGGAACAUCAAGAACACGUCGCAAAGAAAGUCUGGACAGAAUGAAGAACAGGCAAAGACAAGAUGCUGAUAUUGAACGUCUUAAGCAGGAAAACAAAAGGAAAGCAGAAUUGUGGAGCACGAGAAUGAAAUGGGAACCAGUGAAACUGUAACUGCCUGUAACUGACUCUGUUAGUCAGUCGUUGACAUUUCGAAAGAUGCCGAUAGGCGGCGCCUGUGAGGUGAUCACUAGCUGCCCAAAGCCUUGUGGGGUUCAGUAGACCACUUUAGACCACUUCACCGUCAGAUGAGACCAGCAUAAGGCUGAUCGUGGGUUGUCACAAUUAUGCCAAGCAUCUCUAGAAGGAUGACAGAAGCCAAGAGAACAACAAAUGAAAAAUAAAAAUCAUGCUCUGUUGGUUCAAGAAACGAUAGAACCGACAAUUUGUCACAUCUCCAUGCCGCGUGUUAGGUAAGGCUAGGGUAGGUUUAGCCUGUGUUUACACAAUCUCUCGCUGGCUGGGGUUAAUGGCGGCGGCAAUACUAUAGGGCCGGGGCCGCUAGGAGCGCGAUUUUAGUCAGGCUAGGGUAGGUUAUCUCUGUGUGGACUAUGCUUUUAUAUUGUAUCAAUGUUCACGCACCCUGAUGUGGACAAUUGAGAUAAAGAAUUGGAAUCAUCAUAACGAUCACUGCAACAGUGACACCACUUUAUGUAUAUACAACGAAUAUAGAGUUUUAAAGGUACACGUGAUCAUUUUUGCUAUAGGAAUAUGUCAUUGAGACUAGAAGCCGUAAAACGGCAUCUUAUUGUUAAGGACGGUGUCGCAAGAGUACACUCUGGGCAGUAAAUAUACAGCUGAUAAAUAUACGAUUAAAAAGCUUUCUCGAUGAUGUUUACCGAUUUGAUUCUAAGCUGUGCUGAUAUUAAAUAAUUUGCAUUUUCCAGCUUUA
Molecule: messenger RNA, 2758 nt
Organism: Branchiostoma floridae (Florida lancelet)
Lineage: Eukaryota; Metazoa; Chordata; Leptocardii; Amphioxiformes; Branchiostomatidae
Exons: 6
Coding region: 361-1980 (539 amino acids)
Source: RefSeq, a predicted model, not a curated record